Rubroshorea leprosula is the source of this 1998-nucleotide messenger RNA. The record is from the annotation of a GenBank genome assembly. NCBI's taxonomy places the organism in Eukaryota, Viridiplantae, Streptophyta, Magnoliopsida, Malvales, Dipterocarpaceae.
GGGGGUUUGUUUCUUUUUCCUUGCUCUUCGUCUCCCACCUGCAACAGUAAUGAUUUUCUCGUUACAGGUAUCGUUUUUGAGGAAUCUGAGGAGUUGGGGUUGUGAAAAAGUGGAAGUUGUUGCAUUUGAAAAACACCCAGAAGAGGAGGAAGAAGAAGCCCUUCAGAAAACAUAAAAACAGAACAAGUGCACGGGCGUUUUGAGGGGGGAGAAAAAGGAGGUUACUUUCUCUUUUGAUUGGGGGUGAAAAUCUGAUAAUCAUUCAAACGCCUCCGAAUCCUUUCUUUCCUUCUAUAUUUGGAUUCUGUUUCUGAGUUUCUUAUUUUUGUGCUCCUUUUUAUUGGGGUUUUUUGGGGGGGGUCUGUUUUGUUUUUCCUCUGUGUGUGUGUUUCAUGUCUCAACAAAGGCAAUUCCUGACGGUGGGUGGGAGUAAUCCGGGGCAAUAUAAUGAUACCGCGUUGACAAAAAUUUUUGUUGGAGGGUUGGCUUGGGAGACACAGAGGGAUACCAUGAGGCGUUAUUUUGAGCAAUUUGGGGAGAUUCUUGAGGCUGUGGUUAUUACAGACAAGAACACUGGAAGAUCUAAGGGUUAUGGCUUUGUCACAUUCAAGGAUCCAGAGGCUGCAAGGAGAGCAUGCCAAAACCCAUCUCCAAUCAUUGAUGGAAGGAGGGCAAAUUGCAAUCUUGCAUCCCUUGGUGGACACAAGACUCGCCCACCAACUCCUCAACAUGGGGGAGGCAGGUUUAGACCAACACAUGGAUUGAUAUCAGCACCGUCUUAUCAUGGUUCUUCAUCAUCUUACAUGCAACAACCCACUGGUCAAUACUCAAUUCCUUAUUCAACUUAUGGGUACUCUGGAUAUUCACAAGACACCAUUUAUCCUUUGAACUAUUACGGUCUCUAUGGAGGUCAGCAGUUCUCACCGUACUAUGCAACAGGAGCAUCAGGGGCACCGGGGAUGUUUCAUAAUUUUUAUCCAUUUUAUGCACAAUAUGCACAAAAUAGUCAAGGUCAUGGUUUUGGUGUUCAAUAUCCCCAAAUGCUACAGUAUCCUUAUGUGGCUCAGCAGUUUAGCUCUACGGGAAUCCUAUCACUUCCUUCUUCAAUUCCCUCUGCAACAACUAGCACAGCAAGCACAACAAUAACAACUCCUGCAAGUACAAUAAUGAUAACUCCAGCAACCACAACAGUGCCAGUAACAACAUCGUCAACAGCAGCAGCAGCAGCAGCAACAGCAACAGCAACAACAGCAACAACAACCACCACCACCACCACCACCACCACAACUGGGGUGGUAGGAACGGAGGCUUCACAAGCUUCUUCCGAAGCAUCUGCUGAAAAGAACUCAUCAACCUAAUAAAUUGUGGUGGAAUACAGAGUCUUUUGCAAGUCAAUCAAGAUUCAUUCAAAACACAGAAAAAGUUCAAGAGCUUACAGAAGUAUUUAUUUGAUUCAAAAAAAGGAUACGUGAUCACCAAGCUUAACAAGAGAUGCUAUUCAAGAAUUCAGCACCAGAUUGUUCAUUCAAAGGAACCAGCAUUUUCAGAUCCCAAACUCAAUCCACUGACUAUCUCUACACAAUUCAUUCUCAACCAUUCGCAACAGUAUUGCAUUUAUGAUCAUCUUAGUUACCAUCACACAUGUUUGGUUUAGGAAAGUAGGAAGUCAAAGUAGUUGUUAGCAUUAGGCCAAGAAAUCAUAUUCAUUCAUAUAUGUAUUGGGUGGAAACCAAUAUUGGCUUUGGAUUCCACCUUAUAUACUAAUCAUCAGAUGAUUAUUGUCUUGGAUGCAGAGAGUAUCCGAUGACUCGGUCUUUGUUCAUAUUAAGUGGGUUCAUAAGAUUAAUUUUGUAUCUUUGAACUCAAAUUUGAUUGAUUGGUCAAGAAAAAAUGGGCAGGCUUGGACAGCUUACCCACGAAGUUGUAAUUCUUUGUUUUAUUAAUGGUUGAUACUUUUUAAGAUAGGAUUAGGUGGGAUAAUAAGAUGGUGUCUGUCUC